GCUCGGUCGAUCCUCGAGCCGAAGAUGCGGCGGGGUUGGAAGAUGGCUCUAACCGGGGGGUUGCGGUGCUGCCGCCGGGUACUGUCCUGGGUGCCAGUGCUCGUUAUUGUCCUCGUCGUGCUCUGGUCCUACUAUGCCUACGUCUUUGAACUCUGCCUGGUGACUGUUUUGAGCCCAGCAGAAAAAGUUAUCUACCUCAUACUUUACCAUGCCAUAUUUGUUUUCUUUGCUUGGACCUAUUGGAAAUCUAUCUUUACACUCCCACAGCAACCAAACCAGAAGUUCCACUUGUCUUAUACAGAUAAGGAACGCUAUGAAAAUGAAGAGAGACCUGAAGUCCAGAAGCAGAUGCUUUUUGAUAUGGCCAAGAAGCUACCAGUUUACACAAGAACCGGGAGUGGAGCUGUACGAUUCUGUGACCGGUGCCAUUUGAUCAAGCCAGAUCGCUGCCACCACUGCUCUGUCUGUGCCAUGUGUGUAUUAAAAAUGGACCACCACUGCCCUUGGGUUAAUAACUGCAUUGGAUUUUCCAACUACAAAUUUUUUCUUCAGUUCUUAGCUUAUUCUGUUCUCUACUGCCUAUACAUUGCCACAACAGUCUUCAGCUAUUUCAUCAAGUACUGGAGAGGGGAAUUGCCCAGUGUUCGCUCUAAGUUCCAUGUACUUUUUCUCCUCUUUGUGGCCUGUAUGUUUUUUGUCAGCCUUGUGAUUCUCUUUGGUUACCACUGUUGGCUUGUCAGCAGAAACAAAACUACCUUAGAAGCCUUCUGCACUCCAGUGUUUACAAGUGGCCCAGAGAAAAAUGGGUUUAACCUUGGCUUCAUUAAGAAUAUCCAGCAGGUGUUUGGAGAUAACAAGAAGUUCUGGUUAAUACCUAUUGGGUCCAGCCCCGGUGAUGGCCACUCCUUCCCCAUGAGGUCUAUGAAUGAGUCACAGAAUCCACUACUAGCAAAUGAAGAGCCUUGGGAAGACAAUGAGGAUGACAACCGAGAUUAUCCAGAAGCCUCUUCGUCUCUUACUGUGGAAACGGAAACAUAGCAGUUUUCACUUUUUCCUGCAUCUCUCAGACAGGACCCACCAUUUCCCAUGAGGCUUACAGAGUUCAGUGCCGGGAACCGUUGUAACCUUCAAAGCAAAGCCACCAUGCUGGAUUGAAAGCUUCAGGAUUUGAAAGUAUCCCAUCCAGUCCCUGCUGGGCGGACAAUUCAGGACUUUACCAUUUGUUUCCUUUACUGACUGAACUUCAAUCUGGUAGCAGUUAAUUCAAGACAGUUCUCUCUUCAUUUUUUCCUGCUCCGAUGCACAAAAGCCUAAAUGUAAAGUCUAUCUUUUUAUUCAUCUUUUCAGGUAGAAGGAAAUUCAUGAGAUUUCCUUGCUGUCUUCAGUUCCCCCAGAAAGACUAGCAAUCAUAUCUGUAGGGUCUUUUGGGUGCUGAAGGGAAGCAGACUACAAAGCGUUGGCUGUUUGUGUGCAUGUGCAUUGAUAAACAGGUGUGUGUGUGCGGCAUAUCUCUACAGAAUUCUGCUAAGACUUGUGAAAAAAAAAACAACAAGGUUUGAAAUACACAAAGGCUUUUACGUAUUCAUGCUUUUCGCCUUUGGAGCAUUUUCAAUAUUUGCAGAACUUGGACCUGUCCCCAUAUCAGGUAUCUCAAUUUUGAGAGGGGAGAUUCAAUACACUGUGACCAAGGUGCUCAACUUGGGAAUUCAAUAACAAUGUAAAAUCUGUUCUCUGUCACACAAGUUCCUGAAAGCACCACAGCG
Molecule: messenger RNA, 1763 nt
Organism: Ochotona curzoniae (black-lipped pika)
Lineage: Eukaryota; Metazoa; Chordata; Mammalia; Lagomorpha; Ochotonidae
Gene: ZDHHC15
Product: zinc finger DHHC-type palmitoyltransferase 15
Exons: 12
Coding region: 25-1038 (337 amino acids)
Biological process (GO): synaptic vesicle maturation; protein targeting to membrane; peptidyl-L-cysteine S-palmitoylation
Cellular component (GO): endoplasmic reticulum; Golgi apparatus
Molecular function (GO): protein-cysteine S-palmitoyltransferase activity
Source: RefSeq, a predicted model, not a curated record